AUGGGUCCUGGUUUGAUGCUUGAAGAAUUUCUUACUGACUCUUGCAUUAUUCAGGACAUGCCUAGCUUAAGGAUGAUUGGCAAAGCAUUCUCACCUGCUUAUUGUGCUUACCUAUUGAAUGUGUCUCCUAAUUUUGAACCUCAAUUCUAUCAUGAGGCUGUAAAAUACACACUGAGGGAGGCUAUGGGUAAUGAGUUGGAGGCAAUGGAGUUAAAUAACACUGCAAAGGUGUACACUCAAGAAGAAGGUUUGGACUUCAUUGAAAACUUUUCUGCAGCAGCCAAGCUUGUUAUGGUCAAAAUUCUUCUAGCCAUUGCAACCAUUAAGCAUUGCAAACAAGCUACUGCUAAUGCACAGGGGGCGAGCAAAUUGGUUUGCAGAUUGCAUAAGUCCAUAUAUGGUCUCAAACAGGUAUCAAGACAGUGGUUUUCAAAGUUCACAAAUGCCCUCAUUUCACAUGGUUAUCAUCAAUCAAAAUCUAAUUAUUCCCUAUUUACUAAAGGUUUUGGCAACUCCUUUGUGGCAUUAUUGGUUUAUGUUGAUGAUAUUAUCAUAACCGGUUCUGAUUAUGUCGACUCCUUGAAGGCCUUUUUCCAUAGCCAGUUUAAACUUGAGGACCUUGGCCAGCUUGAAAUUUAUUGCUCACAUAAAGGAAUUUUCCCUUAUUGGCAUCAUUAUACACUUCAACUUCUUGAGGAUACUGAAUUUCAGGAUUGCAAGCCAAUUAUCUUACCGAGGGAUCCCAAGUUUCAUUUAUGUUCAAUUGAAGGUGAACUUCUUACUGAUAAUUCUCUAUACAGGAGAUUGGUUGGUCGUUUGCUUUACUUAACCAUUUCUAGGCCUAACAUUACCUUUGCAGUUCAUAAGUUAAGAGAUUUUGUUUCUCAACCUAGGAAACCUCAUCUCAAUGUUGUCCACCAUCUUUUACAAUAUCUUAAACCAACUCUAGGGCAAGGUCUUCUUUUUCAAUUCAAUCCUCUUUCCAAUUUCAAGCAUUUGCUGAUGCUAAUUGGGAGGGCUUGCCUCGACACAAGAGAAUCAAUUAUAGGUUUCUGUGUCUUCCUUGGUGAUUCUUUGGUGUCGUGGAAAGCAAAGAAACAAAGCACUUUGUCUAGAUCUUCUGCUGAGGCGGAAUAUCGAGCAUUGGCCUUAUCUGGAUUUAGCAAUUGCUUCAUAACCUUCGAGUUUCAUCUCCUGCUCCUGCUUUAA
Messenger RNA from Olea europaea var. sylvestris, 1209 nucleotides. RefSeq lists its product as uncharacterized. Bases 1 to 1209 code for a protein of 402 amino acids. The record is from RefSeq and is a predicted model, not a curated record. Lineage: Eukaryota; Viridiplantae; Streptophyta; Magnoliopsida; Lamiales; Oleaceae. The transcript is spliced from 5 exons.